AUGAAAUCAUUCCUCAAGGAUUCAUUCGUGGGACAAAUCCUCUACCGCUUGUCGGGACGCAAAAUCUUUCUUCAUAACGAUGAAUUACCAGGCUACGUCAUACCGGAGAAAUAUUUAGUCGGAUCCGCCGCAGCAAAGGGUGAAUACCAAUCUCCAAGCAGACCAGAUUCCGCCGAUGAAGCAGACGUUGACGCUGACGCUGACGUGGAACUCAAAAAUCAAGACAAGGACAGCGCUUCCACAGCUGCCAAUUCUCAAGAAGCACUCGACAAGAAGGACUCCGAAUACAUAAUCGUCACGUGGGACGGUGACGAUGACCCCGAAAACCCAUACAAUUGGUCAACGGGGCUUAAAUCCCUCAUGGCUUUCCAAAUUUCCUUCUUGACGGUGUCGGUCUACAUGGGUUCCGCCAUCUACACACCAGGUGUCCAAGAUAUCAUGGCCCAGUUCAACAUCAGCCAAACGUUGGCCACUUUACCCUUGACCAUGUUUGUCAUUGGCUACGGUAUCGGGCCCCUCUUUUUCAGUCCACUUUCAGAAGACUCGAGAAUCGGACGCACGCCGUUGUACAUUAUCACCUUGUUCAUCUUUUGCAUGAUGCAGAUUCCCACCGCUUUAUCGAAAAACAUCGCCAGUAUGUCGGUUUUGCGUUUGAUUGCGGGCUUUUUCGCUAGUCCCGCUUUGUCCACCGGUGGUGCCUCUUACGGUGACUUCAUCACCUUACCUUACUUUGUUGUUGGAUUAGCUGCUUGGUCCCUCGGUGCCGUCUGCGGUCCUGCCAUUGGUCCCUUGAUUGGAUCGGCCUUGGUGGUGCGCGGUGGCCAUAACGGAUACGAGAGCUGGAGGUGGACUUUUUGGUUCAUGGCCUUGAUCUCGUCGUGCUUUUUGUUCUUUGGCUGGACCUUGCCCGAAACUUAUGCCCCAUAUUUGCUCAGAAAGAAGGCUGAAAGAUUGAGAAGAUUGACUGGAAACGACAGGAUUAGAAGCGCCACCGAGUUGGAACAACACAAGUCUGCUAGUGAGAUUGUUCUGAAGUUGCUUUGGAGACCAUUUGAAAUCACCUUUACUGAACCGGUGGUGUUGUUAAUUGACAUCUACAUUGCCUUGGUUUACAGUAUCAUGUACUUGUUCUUUGAAGGUGUGCCUAUUGUGUUUCAAGAAACCAAGCACUUCACUUUGGUUGAAAUGGGUGCAGCCUAUGUUUCCAUUGUCAUUGGUAUAAUCAUUGCCGGAGCAGUGUAUAUCCCAUACGUCUACCAGAUCUUCACCAAGAAGCUUUUAGGCGGCUCAUUUGCACCACCGGAGGCUUUCCUCCCCGCUGCCGUGGUUGGUUCCGUGCUUAUGCCCGUGGGUCUUUUCAUCUUUGGCUGGACCUCGUCGCCCGACAUCCACUGGUUCCCACCUUUGAUUGGAAUUGCCUUGUUUGCCGCUGGUGCCUUUAUCAUUUUCCAAACAUUGUUCAAUUACAUGGCCUCGAGUUUCAAAGUUGAAUACCUCGCCUCGACUUUUUCGUCCAACGCAUUCUUUAGAAGUGUCAGUGCUGGCUGUUUCCCACUUUUCGGACGCGCCUUGUUUAAGAAUUUGGGAAGCGAUAAAUUCCCCGUGGGGUGGGGUAGCAGUUUAUUGGCAUUCCUUUCCUGUGCCAUGAUUGCUAUCCCCGUGUUUUUCUAUUUGAACGGUCCUAAAUUGAGAGCGAGAAGUAAAUAUGCUUACCAUUAA
Molecule: messenger RNA, 1719 nt
Organism: Lodderomyces beijingensis
Lineage: Eukaryota; Fungi; Ascomycota; Pichiomycetes; Serinales; Debaryomycetaceae
Source: the annotation of a GenBank genome assembly